Meira miltonrushii is the source of this 1714-nucleotide messenger RNA. Its product is annotated as PLP-dependent transferase. NCBI's taxonomy places the organism in Eukaryota, Fungi, Basidiomycota, Exobasidiomycetes, Exobasidiales, Brachybasidiaceae. The coding region runs from base 128 to 1648 and encodes 506 amino acids. Gene Ontology annotation, biological process: amino acid metabolic process. The transcript has a single exon. The record is from RefSeq and is a predicted model, not a curated record. Gene Ontology annotation, molecular function: pyridoxal phosphate binding; carboxy-lyase activity.
UACAACCUUCAUCUUAUGCUUCUACACGUGUGGUUGAACCCCCACGCCAACCGAUGACCUCGGAAGUGUGGGGGGAUAAUUCCGAAAGAACGGAAGCAAUUCCGCUUUCUUGUCAUCAUCAUCAAAGAUGGACGUUGAGACAUUCCGGAAAGCAGGCUAUGCAGCCAUUGAUGCGAUAUGCGAUUACUAUAAAUCUAUGGACUCACUUCCUGUGAUGGCACAGGUAGAACCAGGAUUCCUACGAAAAUCAAUACCGGAAGAAGCACCGGAAAAAGGUGAAGAAUGGAAUGUGAUUGCAAAAGAUUAUCAAGAGAAGAUCUUACCUGGAAUAACUCAUUGGCAACAUCCUAAUUUCCAUGCAUAUUUCCCGUCAAAUACUACAUUUGAAGGUAUGCUGGCAGAUCUACAUGCGAGUUCAGUCUCUAAUCCAGGUUUUAACUGGUCGGUAUCGCCUAGUGUGACAGAAUUGGAAUUGAUCACACUGGAUUGGACAGCAAAGAUGUUUGGAUUGAGUCAAGACUUUUAUACGACAAGCGAAAGAGGAGGCAGUAUUAUCCUAAACAGUGCAUCUGAGGUAGCAAUCACAGUAGCCGUUGCCGCACGAGAAAAGAUCUUAGCAACAAUGGAGAACAAGAAUGAAGUCUCAAUUAAACAAACACAAAUAGAAGAUGUUGCUUAUUGGAGAGGGAACGCAACCAGUAAGCUGGUCAUGUACGGAACUACACAAACACAUUCUAUUGGUGUAAAAGCAGCAAUGGUUUUAGGAUUACAGUUCCGUGCAAUCGAAGUGGAAGGGAAAGACCGAUUUGGUUUAAGGGGAGAUGCGUUACGCAAAGCUCUGAAGGAGGACCAAGAAAAGGGUUUGGUACCAUUUAUGCUGAUUGCAACUAUUGGCACUACGAGCUCAGGUGCAGUGGACCGACUGGAUGAGAUUGAAGAAGUGACGAAGGAUUAUCCUGAUCUAUGGAUUCAUGUUGAUGCAGCUUAUGCAGGAGUCUGUCUCGCCUUGCCAGAGAUGCGAUCAACAUGCUAUCUUGAUGUGAUUAACAGAAAGGUAGACUCUUUCUCUACCAAUCUACAUAAAUGGGGUUUAGUUACGUUCGAUUGUUCGCCCUUGUAUGUUCGUCAACGGGCGGAUCUCUCUAAUGCACUCACGGUAACUCCGCAAUACCUGCGUACAAAGCAAGGUGAUGCAAAUUCAGCCUUGGAUUUACGCAACAUGCAAUUAUCACUAGGAAGAAGAUUCCGUUCGCUAAAAGUCUGGUUCACUCUUCGUUCCUAUGGUCAAGAAGGUUUUCGCCGGCAUUUACGCAAUGGUAUAGAAUUAUCUCAAACUUUCAAUGAACUCAUCGCUACGCAGAGAGCCCCACUCAAGAUUGUCACACCACCUCAAUGGUCUUUGACCGUAUUCAGACUAGAGCCAGCAGGAAUGAAGGAUGAAAAGGAAUUAGACACACUAAACAGACGAUUUUGGGAUGAACUUCAAACACGCAGUGAUGCUAUCCUACUUACACAAACGAUUUUGCCAGAAAUAGGAUUUUGUAUUCGAUUCGUGGUCGGAACGCCAUCUUCGAAGGAAAGUCAUAUAGAAAAGGCUUAUGAUAUUAUUUGCCAAAUUGCUUUGAAAGUAUUGCAAGAUGCUCAAUAGAUUUGCUUCUUCUGUAAUUUAUGUAUUUUUAUAAUCCCUUCUAUAAUGCAAAAAAAUGCACUUCGA